AUGGUCCCAAUCUACAAGAAAUGGGAAGCCAAUCUGACUCGCGUUCAGAUCGUCCAGCAGGAGAAUCUUACACAGAUGCUGGCCUUCUUCUCGGAUUUCCAGCACGGGACGUGCAUGAACUUUGUGCUCAAGGGCACCGACUUGAUGGAGUCCUUCUCCCGGUCCAGCAGAUUCGGCAUCCGCAUUGUCGAUUGCAAGUUUGCGCUGCCUAAGACGGACCCUGACCCGGCAUCCGACUUUGUGUGUCUGGACAUGCCCGAGUAUCCAAUCGAACAUGACGAUAUAACCAUUGCGUUCGAUUCGGAGACUGGUGACAUAUUCCAUUCUCCUACCAUGUCGCAUUCUAGCGAGGCCAUUGGCGCCGCCACGCGCUCGCUCCAUGCUGACGACGUGCUUAACGUCGUCACCGAUGUCGCUCCUCCGUUGCACCUAUCCACCACCUUCCGGUACUCUGACAACCCGGAGGAUCUGAUGCCGGCUGCAGAUGUUUCCACCUUCGAAAACCCCAAGCCUACCUCUCACGUUUACUCCCGGUUCACCGCACCCAAUUUCACUCGCUUUGAAACUAUCCUCUCCUCCCUCUGUAAUGGCAAAGCCCUCAGCUACUCGUCCGGCCUCUCUGCUCUGCACGCCGCCUUGACUCUGCUCAAUCCACGCCGCAUUGCCAUCGGUGAUGGCUACCACGGCUGCCACGGAGUGAUCGGCUUGUUCACUCGUCUGACCGGACUGAAGAAACUCGAUCUGGACUGUCCUGCGGAACAAUUGGAAGCCGGCGACGUCAUCCUCCUUGAGACACCGGUCAACCCCCAAGGCAUCGCGUUCGACAUCGCCGCCUACGCGGAGAAGGCACAUUCGCGCGGCGCCUACCUGAUCGUCGACAGCACGUUUGCGCCGCCAGGCCUCCAGGAUCCGUUCAAGCAUGGCUCCGAUCUAGUUAUGCAUUCCGGAUCGAAAUAUUUCGGCGGACACAGCGACGUCCUGUGCGGCGUGCUAGUCACCCAGCGCGAGGACUGGGCCAAGCAACUCCACCUAGACAGACUCUUCAUCGGCAGCGUAAUGGGCAACAUGGAAAGCUGGCUCGGCGUCCGCAGCCUCCGCACCCUCGAAAUUCGCGUCCAACGCCAAAGCGACAACGCAACCCGUCUCGUCUCCUGGCUCGACUCCGCCCUGCGAGCCUCCAACCCUGCCCCAGGGAGCGACGAAGCUGCCGUGCAAGCCGUGCUGGGCGAAAUCUUCCACGCAAGUCUGCAACGGGUCGAGGGCGACUGGCUCAAGAACCAAAUGCCCAAUGGCUUCGGUCCUGUCUUCUCCAUCCAGAUGAAAGAGGAGAUCUUCGCGCGUAACCUGCCGAGUAAAUUGCAUUUCUUCCAGCAUGCUACUUCGCUCGGUGGCGUGGAAUCCCUGAUUGAGUGGCGCACUAUGUCGGAUACCACGGUCGAUCGCCGUUUGCUGCGCGUUAGUAUCGGGUUGGAGAAUUGGGAGGAUCUCAAGGCGGAUCUGAGCCGUGCGUUCCGCGAGUUGGCUUGA
Molecule: messenger RNA, 1527 nt
Organism: Penicillium lagena
Lineage: Eukaryota; Fungi; Ascomycota; Eurotiomycetes; Eurotiales; Aspergillaceae
Product: cystathionine gamma-synthase
Exons: 3
Coding region: 1-1527 (508 amino acids)
Biological process (GO): transsulfuration
Cellular component (GO): cytoplasm
Molecular function (GO): carbon-sulfur lyase activity; pyridoxal phosphate binding
Source: RefSeq, a predicted model, not a curated record